This is a messenger RNA of Amoebophrya sp. A120, 5452 nucleotides long. The record is from the annotation of a GenBank genome assembly. Lineage: Eukaryota; Dinophyceae; Syndiniales; Amoebophryaceae.
GUAUAGCAAAGCCCUCGUCGAAGUUUGCUUCGUGUCCGUUACAAAGUCGCUCUUCUGAUUGUCACUACCGUAUUUCUAGAUCUAGCGAAAGCCAAUAGGAGCAAGAACAAUGGAAAUAUAGUUUGGGUACCUAGUGGCUUCGGUGGCUGCACUCGCUUUCUUUGAUACUUAUUCUUAUUGAACUUUUUCUAUGUCAGCACAGCGUCAGCGGCAGAAGAUGGUGCUGCUUCUGUUGCGCGCAAAAGGAUUUUCCAGUAGUGGAAGCAUCACAAGAUCUACAUCUACUCCCCUGCUUCACGAACAUUAAGAGCCGUUGAUAGCACUCUCGAGCGGCUUUUCUAAACAAAAACCAAAAAUCCUUACCCUCGUCCGGCCUGUAACGCAAGACCGGAAAGCACCGGCAUUUGCCAAGGAAGUUGUGAGCAAGGUAGAAGUUGUGCGUGAGCACGAAGAUCCUGGUUUCCUUCAAGGUGAAGCACUUGGUUGCGGACGCGUCGCCGUGUCGGGAAGCUCGAUGUUGCCGAUCUUUUAUAUCUUGCUACGAGACGAGUAGAAGUAGAACCCGCCGCCGCGUCGAUCAUGGUAUUCGACAUCGGCAAGGUCGAGGAAUGCAAGGAAAACAUAGUGCCCUUGAAGCGCGGACGGGGCGCUGCUGCCUUAGUGGUUCUUGACGAGGAGCCGGAGCAGCAGGACUCACGACUGGACGAGGAGCGAGCGCGGUGGGAGGCAGAUAUCAGAAAUGAAUCCUCGCCGGACCCCUUGGCCGCAUGGUAAACCUUCCAUUUCACCUGAUUCUUUCUGUAGUUGUGUUGUCUGGUCGGACGUUCCGUUGUUUUGUUCAUUCUUAGCGAUGAAGUCGAAAGGCAUGAUAAGCAAGCCGGAUCGAUAGAGUGUAUGAUGUGAUGAACGUGCCACUGUUGGUACAGGAAGACGAAGAUAUCAAAAAUGAACAAAUAUGUUUUAUGAUUACGACUACCCCGAGCUGCAGCCCAUUGCUUCAUAAUGUCUUCCUUUUCCUUAUUGAUUUGCUCCUCACCUGAAAGAAUAUAUUUAUAAGAAGUACUCUUCCGCACCCGUACACGUGCUUCUACUCGUUCCGCACCAUAAAAUGAAACUUGCAGGCACGGUUAUGCCAAAUGGUGGCAGCAGCAAACGACGCGGAAAGCCCACCCAAUGGAAUUUCAACAAUAUCUCGAACGCGCCACCCGGAAGUUUUUCGCAGAGACCCGGUACAAGAGCGACUACCGAUACUUGACACUGUGGCUCAUGUAUGGCGAGCAUUGUCUGAAGAACAGCGUCGAUAUGUUUCCAUUUCUCUGGGCUAAUGGCAUUGGGCAGACCUUCGGUAUCAAACUAUUUCAAAAGUAAUCGAAAUACAAAUAGUCUAUUUGUAUUUCGAUUACUUUCCUAUAAGACCACCAACUCACUGAUCAUGUAAAGAUGGCUUCAUUUUCAGCAUCUAUUACUGCGGCGCACUUAACAGAGUCAAAGGAGUGGACGACGGGCUAGCAACUGUGCUGAGUGGUCGCAUCGAUCUAUUUUAUUCAUCUACCGAUCGUUUUAGUUGAUAUCAAAAGAACGUCUUCCGUUGUACAGGUCUUUUCUACAUGGCUUGGGCCUCGGUACUGGAGAAAGCGCGUCGGUUCGAGGAUACCGAAGACGUUUACAAGAUGGGUCUCGCGCGGAAGGCCGAGCCUUUCGUGAAGCUGCAGGAGGACUACGACCGAUUCCAGGUGCGCAUGGUGGAGCGGGUGAAGCGCGAUCUGAAGGACCAGAACGAGAGCGAUGAUGUGCCACCUGAACAAAUGGAGCAGAUGCCGCAGCACCAGCAGGCCAGUUCCUCCAGCAGUCGUCAGGCCUUCAACCCACUGAGUGGGAAGGACGCAAAAUCGAUGGUGCGACGUCCGGUCGUCGGCGGUUUGCUCGGCCAAAUGAUGUCGUCAUCGCAGCCGCAACCGGUUGGCAACGACCGCUGGGGACAGGCAACGUCAUGCUCCGGGUCUUCCGUUCCUGGUCAGACCUCGUCUUCAAUACCACCCGCUUCUGCCAGCGCGUUCGCCACGGCUCGCAAUUGGACCGUCCUGUCGCCGAGGGACGAACUUGCUGGGGCACAGCGACAGAACAUAUUUGACUUUGUACAGAAUUUUGCAUUUGCUGCAUUUUCAUAUCAGUUGUGUGCUUACGUGCCGUUGCCGUAGAAAAAGUAGAAAACAAUGCACAUACGUAUCUGGUGACUUCAUGUGCUUGUCCAUGUGCAGCUGCUUGAGUUCAAAAUGCAAAUUCUAAUACAACAUAUACCAUAGGAGUCCGAGUGGAGUCAAUUGCCAUUUCCCACAUCGCUAGAAGCAGCGCCAGCUUUCCGGUCCGAAAACGUCAAGAAGGCUGUGAACUGGGACGGAAUGAAGGCGAUUCCGGCCGCGCCCGCUUCGUCGACGUCAUCGUCAGGUUACAGGAACAUCAUACCGAACAAAAAAACAACCACUGCAAGCAGUUCCUUUGAAUUGUUUUGCGACGAUGAGUUCCAGGAAUACUCAGAGGCGUUGCAAAAGGAAGAUGAGCGCCCUCAUGUUACAGCUGUUGCACCAUCUACGGCAGCUACUUCUGUGACUUGUCCAUCGGGUCCGAAAACCAAGAAGCGUGCGUUCGGGCGGGUGCUAGACGUGGCCGAGGAAAAGAUGGAAGACUCUCAGCCCGCUUGCGCCGCGAUGGCAGUACCGGGAGCAACCACCACGCCUGGCGCUAGCGAUCAGCCAGUUAAACCCUCCAGUAGUUCGAGCUCGAGGGUGCACUUCGGUGAAAUGCAAGUGCUAAGGCACGAAAGCGAAGGUCCGGGCGGUCCCCCAGCAGCUACAUAUGGUCACCGACUACAGCGAUGCAAUGAUCAGCUGGUUCCUGGUGGAGGGCGGGUGGAUAACAGGGGAAACGAGAAGAGUGACAUGCUAAAAAUGCAGAGUAAGAACGACCUGAGCCACGAAGUCACGUUGAUCCUGGAACAAGAUCCGACCUCCGGACCCCUCCCAGCGAUGGAGUCGCAUCACGACAGCCGAAAGAAAAGCAAUUUCGUUUUCGGCUUUCUGCCGUCCGGAAUAUCGAUAGAGGAAAUGCGGGCAGAAAAAUUCUGGGAUGCGUGGCGCAAGAAAGAGACUAGCGACGGUGCUGCAAAAAUCCUGCCGCUUCCACUCGGCGCCGGUCGCCUGCUAAGCGAUACACAUACAGGGGGAGUUGAUGUUGAGCAGCAUCACUCGACAAGAAAAGGUGCGUCAGAACCGCAAUUUUCAUCAAGCGCGCAACAAGGCACUACCAGUGCGGGCAGGAAUGACAUCAAACGCGACAACGUGAUGAAUGCCGAUCAUGAUGUUCAACCAUUGCCAUUUUCCGAGCACCGCGAUCGCCCACAUGUCAGCAUCGAACCGGAAAUGACCAACGCCGGCAACAUGACUCGGGAAGUGCGUCGGAUUCUCGAGGGCGGCGGCGAGAACAACACCGGCUUGUUUGGCCGCGGCCGCUCAGGCGCCGCUGCCCACGGUGUGGCGCUAAACGAGGAGGAGCUCACCUUCGCGACCAAGCGCGCCAUGAGGGACGUUGGCGCGCUCUUCGACGACACGACAGGGAAAAUUCAGGAUUUGGCGCCGAAGGCAAAGCGGCCACGACAGCUAAAAGCACAUUCUUCCAUCAUCGGGGCCUCAACAAGCCUUCCCGACGUAUCAAAAUCACAGCCGGCGCUUCAUUUUCACUCAAAGAAAUCCGAGGCAAAAACCAGCCAGGGUGCUGGCGGUGCUGCGGGCAGCAGAGAAUCUUCCAUCGCGGACGGGCGCAAGAGUGGUCAGGCGGAUGCGAGAAGGUCCGCGGUAAGCGCCCGCUCGUCGGGCUCGGGAAAGAAAAUCUUGCGGCCGCACCAUUCCUUCGAUUCGAAGUUGUCGCAAAAGCGCGAACAAGAGCUCACCGGGCCGCUGAAAAAGAGCCUACAGGACCGCAUGCUCCGCCAGCGCAGUCCCUCAAGCGGGCAGAAGCGACCACCCGGAUCUCACAGCAAGCCACUACCGUCUCGGGGCGCUUCACCGUCCAUGAGUUUGAACAACUCCGCGGUUUUCGGUGGGCGCCGUGAUGUUUCCAUGGAAAUUCCUCAGCGGCCGGCUUCCGACGAGAACGCGGUUCCCCUGGAGCACUCCGCAGAACUGUUGCACCACAUAUCGACGAGUGGCGGCGGCGGGGGCCUGGUCAUGAAUCAGAGCGCUGUAACAGCAGGCACGGGAGGUGGUAGCAGCAGUAGCUCCGCGAGUGGUGCUGGCCCGCCGGUCGUGGUGAACAACAACGGGCGGAUCAUCAGUGGUCUCUCGCCGCGACACCCACGGGCGGGCGCCGGGGGCGGGAUGCUGUUUGGAAACCGCCCGCAAAUUCCGCUGUUCCGGUCCAACAGCAACCCGCGCCAUCCUGGAGAGAUGAACUCCGAGCCGCUGCCUGCCGUGCUUCGGCGGGACAACAGCGGCAGCCGCGAAAGGCGACGGCCGAACCCCAACGUGCCCGUUCAGAACGUGACUCAGGUCACCCGCGCGGACUUCGCCGUGUACGACGAGAUGGCCGCCGCGUCGGCGCAAAGCCCCCCGGCGCGACCCAGUCCAGCUGACCAAAGGCGUUUGUCGCUGCUGCACUUGAGCCCCAGUGUGGCUGGCGGAAUCGCCGCUCGGGGGGGCACGAUGAUGAACAGCACGAACUGGAGCGCCCGGCGACGCGAUCAGCAGCAGAACAGUGCCGGGAAAAUUUUCGAAUCGGUUUCCGCGGUUCGUGGCGGGGGUCAGCAGCAACACCAGCAGCGGUCGGUCGUGCGUGCAGGAGCAGCGAGCCGGUUGCCGCAGCACGCCGGGGGCAGCAGCGAAGUCAUCGGCUCCUCUGGCGGGGGCGUUGCUGCGGGGCACCAACACCCUGAGGACGACUUACUGUCUUGCGGAAAAGUGCGCCUCUUCAGUACACAGGAUCCGUUCGAUGUCGACAACGCAGGCUCAGCCAGCCGACGCGGCACGACCAGCCGUCGCACGGACCAUGACAGGAUAUCCGGGCGUAGGGAUCCGCCGGUCUCCGCGUCACAGCGAGUGUUUGACUCGCCGUGACAAAAAGUUGCGCUCGCUUGAUGAAAGAGGACGAGAGGCCUGUUAUAGUCCUCCACGGCUGAUGCGUAGGAGGAGAUCGAUGCUUGCACUGUUUGAUUGGGAAACGAAGGUUCCGGUUUGGUUAAGGACUCUUCAAUGCCGAGUAAUAAACACAUUUUAACAAGAACAAAGAGCUGGAGGAGUCCUCUGAUCCUGAUCCAAUUCCAAAUGUGGAAAAGAUAAUCGAAUGCGCUAAAAGCACAAGCAGAAGCAAGAUGAUAUUAUAUAUCAUCUUUUCAAAGGAAACACUAUGCGCAUCGCGAAAAGGGCUAUGCCUAGUAUUUGCGUUGCUAUGAAACGGAUCCCGG